Messenger RNA from Saprolegnia parasitica CBS 223.65, 2505 nucleotides. RefSeq lists its product as hypothetical. NCBI's taxonomy places the organism in Eukaryota, Oomycota, Saprolegniomycetes, Saprolegniales, Saprolegniaceae. The transcript has 5 exons. Gene Ontology annotation, molecular function: nucleic acid binding. Bases 1 to 2505 code for a protein of 834 amino acids. The record is from RefSeq and is a predicted model, not a curated record.
AUGGCACCGAUCCCGGCGCCGCGACUGCCACUGGCGUCGACGCCGCCACGGGUCACUCCGGGAGCGCCCCGGUCUGCCACGCCCAAUAAUACGUCUGGCUUGACCGACGCCAACCUCGCAACCGCGAUCGAGGCGUACGCGCAGGCGAUGGAACGCUGGCUGCAGACCCACGACGAGGGAUGCGGCCACGCCGUCGUCUACUCGUGGAAGAUCCAACUGCCGUUUGUGCUGCCGCGCGCAGUGGUCAAGAGCCACGUCAUGCCAGCACUUGUACAAGAUCCGCGCUUUCGCCACCGCCCGAGCUUCCUCUCCAACGUGUGCUUUGGUCGGCGCAGCUCGUCGGGCGAUGCGACCGCCAGUGUCCACAACAUUGUGGACCAAGUGACGCCCUAUUACCUCACGGCGAUGCUCUCAACGACGAAGAAGGGCAAGGCGUUCACCGAAGCCGACAUUCUCGGGCAGCUCCGUGUACCGUCGCACGUGAGCACGAAGGCGGUCCUCGCCGGCAUCCUCGAUACGCUCAAGCUCCAUCCGGACGUCACGAGCUCGGUUGUCGGUGGCCGCGUCUCGUUUCAGGCGUUGCGCCAGCCAAAAAACCCAGCUCCGUCGCCCGUCCCUCCUUCCACGACCAAGCAGACAACACUUAGCCAGACUCCGAACCCGACCACGAAGAGGACGGACAUGGCCUUGGAGCCUUACGUCGCCGCGCACGCGUCCGAGUAUGUCGACGCGAUCCUCGAGUGGGUCGCCUCGGACAAUGCGUUUUACACGUCGUACAUUCGCGGGCAAGUGCGCCCGACGCUUCCCGACGACGUGGAUUUGGACGCUGUCGUUGCUGCGAUCGUGCAGUCGCUCCGCCGCCACCCGCAACUGACCUACUCGGACGCUGACCCGACGCGCCCGUGCUUUGUUCGCGCCGGGGGUACACCGCCUGCGAUGCCAUCGCCCAAGGCCAACGACACGUGGAAGAGCCCGUCGUCGGCCACGUCGUUCCAGUCGAGCAGCGAUGAGAGCAGCGACGACGAGGACGAGGACGAUGAGAGCAACGACAUGGAGAAGAGUACCACCCCUCUCGAGAGCCUAGAGACACUCGACCCACAAGGCCCCGCAACGACUCACUUAAUCUCCACCGUCCAUGACCUGCAGGACGCCAUCACGACCCAUGCGAUCUUGCACAACCCGGCGCAGGCGCGAGUCAUGACCCUCUAUGGCUAUGGCACAUUGCCUCAUGCUCUCCUUGCACUCGCGUUUACGGGCCAUACGCUGGUCCUCGACUGUGCACAGAUUCCAGCGUCGGCCUUGUCGCACGCGCUAAGUCCAGUGCUCCAGUCGCCCAGUGUUACCAAGAUCGUUUACAACACCCACCCCUUUUCCUCUCUCUUCUCGGCCAUUGGCGACAAUCGGCUCGUCUCUGUCAUCGACCUCGAGCUCCUCUUUGAGCACCAGACGUCGCGCUUCAACGUCUCGUUUGCCGAGAUGCUCUCGGUCGUUGGGCUACCCGCGCACCCGCACCCGCGGUACCUCGACCGACCCGACUUUUUGAACCACCGCCCGCUGCUUCCAGAAGCCACGCAAGCCGCGGCGGCGACGGUCCAACUGCUGCUUCAAGCCUCGGAUGUCCUCGCCAAGGCCAUCUUUGACAACAUAUCGCCGCUCAUGUCAGCCUCCAACCAGCGCCUGCAUCACGCGAUUGCUUCCGAUGGCCAGCGAUCGCUCUGCUUUGAUGCGCAACACAAUCAGCGCCUUGUCUCGACCGAGUACCUCCAGGCGUGGCGGCCCCACGACGUUAUCUCUAGUCCGCCGGUGGUCAUCCACGAAGACAUGGACGACAUUUUGGGGUUGCUGCCACCUGACCUCGCGGCACCUCUGCUCCAACCCGACGUCAGCGCCAAGCUGCUCGACAUCGUCUUGGACCUCGGACGCCGACCGUGGGCGUGGUACAACGUCUGCAUCGUCGACACGAGCAACGAAAUAGCAGGCGACGGCGACAUUCCGCAUCCGUGCGUGGGCUUGGCGCGGCGCAUGAUGGUGCCAUCGCUCAACGACCAAGCCGCGGUCAUGGUCGAGUGCGUCCAGAACCACACGCCCGAAGUCAUGGUCAUUGACGAGAUUGGCCGGCCGAACGAAGUCGAGGCCGCGCGCACGUGCAAGCAGCGCGGUGUGCGCAUCGUGGCAUCGGCGCACGGCGACCUGCGCAAGCUGCUCAAGAACAAGCCGCUGCGAGGGCUCGUGGGCGGCGUCGAGUCAGUGACGGUCGGCGACGCAUUGGCCAAGGAAAAGCAAAAGAAGAACGACAAUGGGCCGCUGCGGAAGCUGUUGGCGCAGCGCGGUGGCGAGCCGAUCUUUGAGGUGAUUGUGGAGCUGCGUCGCGGGCAGUACAACGCGUGGCGCAUCGUGACGGACGCCGCGUCGGCGGUCGAUGCCAUCUUGGCCGACGAGACGUACGAAGCGCAAGUGCGGACGCGGGCGACCGACGGCUUUUACUACUGCGAGCAGAAACUCUAA